Megalopta genalis is the source of this 2894-nucleotide messenger RNA. The record is from RefSeq and is a predicted model, not a curated record. NCBI's taxonomy places the organism in Eukaryota, Metazoa, Arthropoda, Insecta, Hymenoptera, Halictidae.
CGCAACGCUCGAACAAUCGUAUCCGCUCUUCCCAAAUUGUCCAUUUUCGCGUACAAUCCGAGCGUCGGUUAGGAAGACGUUACUGUAGCGGGAUCCCCGAUGCUCGGAUAGACGAACGCGGGCGGCUCCUGCAGGUUAAUUAACGGAGAAUUCGAGGUCCGUUCGAUUCCGUUACGGAUCAGCUUGCACCUGCGGGGUUGGACGACGGCGAAACGCUCGAUUCGCGAUUCAAGCGCGUAACGGAUGUGCCCAAAACCGCGUCCUCCGCUCUGUACGUACGUUCGUCGGCCACCGGAUAAUCAGGUUUUCGUGUACGCGAUACUUUGGGGACAUCUUAGCCGGGCUAAGAAGCCGGCUCGCUCCUUAUUUCGUAUUCCGCGUCUGUUCCGACGCGUCCGUUCUUUCCGACGAAGACUUUGUUGCCGGACCAAAGUCCGAUUAUUAUUCUUCGUCGCUGUCCUUGAUCUCCGUCAACCCGGUCGACUCGUUUUUCAUCGAUUAAAAUCGAGUUCCGGGUUGAUAACGGUGCCGGUCGUUCCCCGGAGCCCGUCUGCUCCUGCGUUUUUCCAUUAUAAAUUUUCGGUACAUUUAACGUCGACGCUCUCGUUCGAUUUCUUUUUCUUUCGCUCUUGCGUCCAGUUGCAUCGCGACGUUGCUGUCGCGAAAUCUCGUUUCACUUCGCAGCGAACAACGGUGUUUCUUAUAUCGGAGAAGUUGCGUAUCGAUUCGGCGAGCCUCCGCGAUUUCGGUACGAGAAUCGCGCGAAAAUUGCCGGCCGUCCGAAGGCAAAAAAGAUCGGACGCCUCGCGCGAACAUAUGGCGAGUCUCUCGGUGGAUGAUGUUCUCCUCCGCAUACGAGCCGGAGAAUUCUUCGAUGACUUGGUGGGGAACAAACCGACCGAGGAUCUUCUCGCAGUUCAUCCCCGUUAGUGUAAACGCGAAUAUGCUCGCCGCGAGUGCUCCACGCGUGCACACGUGACUCCGCGACUUUUUGCCAAGAGGACGAGCGAACGCUUCGCGCCGGAACUUUUACCGGACUUUCGUUGUAAAAAUAAACCUUCGAUCGUGACGAAAAACGCGCGGUUAAUUUCGCGAUUCGAACGCGGUGCGCGGUCUCGUUGCAGCGUUCUCGAGACCUUCCGGGAAUUAGAAAUUCGCGAGCUCGACAUAAAUAGCAAAUGCGCGGGCAAUAUUAAUGGAUCCAAGAUGGAUAUCGCGAGGAGAAUGAAUCUGAUUUGUCUCGCUUUGGUGAUGUUGAAACUUGUUCGCGCGAGAAUGCAGGGAAUCGAGUCCAGCGGCGAGUAUCUGCAGAAGGCGAUGAUGCAGCUGCAAGAGUUCAACGUUCCUCCCCCCGUAAAUGUUUACGAACGGCUCGCCUCGGGCAACGGCUACAACAAUUUGGCCGCCGAUGAGAAACAGGCUCAUCGAGUCCAGAGGAUCAACAUGCAUCCGCGACACAAGUAUAAAAACCAGAGCCAUCACGUUCUGCUGGCCGAGAGGGCGGACGCGCUUCGUUACGACGCGGAAAGUCUUCCCAGUCGUUAUCAGCCCUAUAGCUCCGCCAUGACCAAAGUACAAGAACCGGAAUUGCUGGGGUUCACGCGGGCCGAGCUGGCGUCCAUGUACAAAAAUGCGUUGGAAAGAGGAUCGGCGAUGAAUUUGCAAUCGUUGACCAACGCGCUUUCCACUGGAGAAUUACCUAACGUGCCGCAGACUCCCGUGGAGUUUCCGGUCAAAUCUCCUGGUUACCAAUAUUAUUUUUUCCCAUUGAAGAGCUUCGUGUCCGAAUUCAAGAAAGACCACGGCUACAAAACGAUACCUCCAGCUGUAUUUAAUAGUUCUCCGGCUCCAUUGUCCACUCAAUCGCUGUUAACGUCGAGCCCUCUCUUCGUCGCCAUAAGCACCUUCGUUACCAUGGCGGUUCUGUUCAUGAUGAGCGUUUUAUUUCUACCGAGACUGCCUGCGAUCGAAGCUCUGCUGCAAUCACGGGAGAUUCAGGACGAUUUUCUUCAUUUGUCGAGCGCUAUUGUGAACGCCAUCGAUCGGUACAAUCUUCUGGAGAGCUUCAAAGGACAGCGCGUCGAGUACAUGAGAUAGCUCGUUUACAAUUACAUUCGGUAUUUCCUCUCUGCAGCGGUCCCGCUUCCCCACUGCUCGCGAAACAAAAAUGAAUCUUUAAUACAACUUCAGAAAGAUCAACCGCAGCUUGUAAUUAAUUCGUGGACUCCUUCGACCAAGUUUUAAUUGGACCGCGGAUCUUUACGCGAUACGAAAUAUGAAAAUAUCGUUCGACCACUCUCUUAACGAGCUUGCGAAUGCCAUAAACGGAUAAAAGCUGCAGUCUAUUAUUCACGAUAAAUGCAAUUAAGAUUAAUUCGUCGGUAAUUACUUAUCGUUGCUUACGAUACCGAUCGUUGGAUCAACGUGUGUAAGGUAUAAUGAUGAAGUCAAACGAGACCUGUAUUUGUAAGAUAUAUUUCAUUGUAACAUUAAUUAUAUAGCUUCUAGUAAAAUCUUUACAAAAAACAACGACGAGGUAAACAAAACAAUUUUUAUUCGAUAACAUCGUUAUAUGCUACACUGUACUCUUAAAAAAAAAAAAGAAACGUGUAAUGUUAUACAAAUCUUUUCCUUCUGUUUUGUACAUAAAUAUUAAUAAAAUCGUGUGAAAGUUAAUAACUAGAGAUAUGCUCGAAAUAAUACAACACUAAACGGUACUAUGAACACCUACAAGUAUUGUGCAUCUUUGUAACUAUAUAAUAUAUAUUUAUAAUAUGUAUAAUAUAUUACGAUAGAGAAAAAUAGGGAUGAGUUAUGCAUUUGAUCUGUCUCGGGAAUGUAUUUAUCCGAUAAUCGUUUAAAUUUGUAAUAAAGAAGUUAAGGUACUCUUUAAA